GCGGUGAUUGUCAAACGUAGGGAAGCCGGAGUGUACGUCAGCGUUCUCAUAGAUUGCCAUUGUAUAAGUGUGUAUGUGAAUUGUUUUGGCUACGGUUACGGUUACGGUACGCUACUAGCACACCCCCGCAAACCGGUUCGCUGGUGGUGGUUCAAUCAUAAGCGCGCUUUGUCUGUGCGUUCGCAUCCAUUUGAAAUUUAAUAAUAAAAUGCAAAAGCAAUAAAUAAUAAUACAACAAAAUUGUUCAAAAGCAGAGCAAAAGCAUCAGCGUUUAGGCUGUUUGUUGUUUGUGUGCGAAGUGUAGCAGUUUUUUGUGCAGAGUCGCCACCCCAGUGGAUUAGUGGCACCCUGAUACAAUUUGCUCACACUCAUUGUGAUUGUGUCUGUGUGUUUGUGCAUUAACAUUAACUAAAUCAACCGAUAAACUCGCGUCUCAAAUCAAAAUCGAAUAAACGCUGAGUCACCGGGUCUACUCGUUUUCGUCGUCUCCAUCGCCGUCGUCGCGUUUGCCGUGUUAACUACACCGUAUAAAGGGUGUCUUUGAGCCCAUUUUGCAUAAAAUCGAUACAGUCAGCGGCCACCCUCAAAGCGGAGUGUAAAAUGGCCUAUAUGAUGCCAAACGAACGCCUCAAAUGGCUAACAUUGUGCGCAGCUGUUGUUGUGCUUGCUUCUGUCGGCAACACUUUGGCAGCCAAUCCGGCAGAUUCUGAUCAAAAGGGACCCGUCUUCCUAAAGGAACCCACCAAUCGCAUUGACUUCUCGAACUCAACUGGCGCCGAAAUUGAAUGCAAAUCGAGUGGAAACCCCAUGCCUGAAAUUAUCUGGAUCCGCAGCGAUGGCACCGCCGUGGGAGAUGUUCCCGGACUUCGUCAGAUCUCGUCGGAUGGCAAAUUGGUCUUCCCACCAUUCCGUGCCGAGGACUAUCGUCAGGAGGUGCAUGCCCAGGUCUACGCUUGUCUGGCCCGCAAUCAAUUUGGAUCCAUUAUCUCACGCGAUGUUCAUGUGCGAGCGGUUGUGCAACAGUUCUACGAGUCGGAGGUUAAUAAUGAGUAUGUCAUCAGGGGCAAUUCGGCGGUGCUGAAGUGCUCGAUACCAUCGUUUGUGGCGGACUUUGUGCAGGUUGUGUCCUGGCAGGAUGAGGAGGGACAACUCUAUGGCACACUCGAAGACCAGCAGGGCACGGACGGCAAAUAUCUGGUUCUGCCCUCCGGAGAAUUGCAUAUUCGUGAAGUUGGACCCGAGGAUGGAUACAAGAGCUAUCAGUGCCGCACCAAGCAUCGUUUGACCGGAGAGACACGUCUAAGCGCGACCAAGGGACGAUUGGUUAUCACAGAACCCGUUGGUAGCGUCAGUCCACAGUUCAGUGGCAAUGGCAACCAGGAGCACAUCACACUCACCCGUGUUCCGCUCAAUCAAAGCGUAACUUUAAUGUGUCCAGCUCAAGCCUAUCCAGUGCCAUUCUUUAGAUGGUACAAAUUCAUUGAGGGCACCACCCGUAAACAAGCUGUGGUAUUGAACGAUCGCGUUAAACAGGUUUCGGGCACACUCAUCAUCAAGGAUGCUGUCGUCGAGGAUUCUGGCAAAUAUUUGUGCGUGGUCAACAAUUCAGUAGGUGGCGAAAGUGUGGAAACUGUGCUGACUGUGACUGCUCCUCUCUCGGCCAAGAUUGAUCCCCCCACACAGACCAUUGACUUUGGACGCCCAGCUGUAUUCACCUGCCAAUAUACCGGUAAUCCCAUCAAGACCGUCAGCUGGAUGAAGGACGGCAAGGCGAUGGGACACAGUGAGCCAGUGCUACGCAUUGAAUCGGUAAAGAAGGAGGACAAGGGCAUGUAUCAAUGUUUUGUACGCAACGAUCAGGAAUCGGCGGAAGCAAGUGCUGAACUGAAGCUGGGCGGACGCUUCGAUCCUCCUGUCAUUCGUCAGGCAUUCCAAGAGGAGACCAUGGAACCUGGACCAAGUGUGUUCCUGAAGUGCGUUGCUGGCGGCAAUCCUACACCUGAAAUUUCCUGGGAACUUGAUGGCAAGAAAAUCGCUAACAAUGAUCGCUUCCAAGUCGGACAAUAUGUGACUGUCAACGGUGAUGUUGUGUCGUAUUUGAACAUUACUUCGGUGCAUGCCAAUGAUGGUGGUCUCUACAAAUGCAUUGCCAAGAGCAAAGUCGGCGUGGCUGAGCACUCUGCUAAACUGAAUGUCUACGGUCUGCCCUACAUUCGUCAGAUGGAAAAGAAGGCAAUUGUUGCUGGAGAAACGUUGAUGGUCACUUGCCCCGUUGCUGGUUAUCCAAUUGAUUCUAUUGUCUGGGAGCGUGAUAAUCGUGCUCUGCCCAUCAAUCGCAAACAGAAGGUCUUCCCCAAUGGCACUUUGAUCAUCGAGAACGUGGAACGCAAUUCGGAUCAGGCUACUUACACCUGUGUGGCCAAGAAUCAGGAAGGUUAUUCGGCACGCGGUUCACUGGAAGUGCAAGUCAUGGUGCCGCCACAGAUAGUGCCCUUUGACUUUGGUGAGGAGACUAUCAACAUGAAUGAAAUGGUCUCCGCCACCUGCACCAUCAACAAGGGCGACACGCCCCUCGAGGUCUACUGGACCACGGCGCCGGAGCCGAAAUUGGGCGGGGCGCGUCUCAUGUCCAACGAUGGCAUACUAAUCACCAAGACCACGCAGCGCAUCAGCAUGCUGAGCAUUGAGUCCGUCCACGCUCGCCACAUGGCCAACUACACUUGCGUGGCCCGCAAUGCUGCGGGCAUUGUCUACCACACAGCGGAGCUGCGUGUUAAUGUGCCACCAAGAUGGAUCCUCGAACCCACCGACAAGGCUUUCGCUCAAGGCUCCGAUGCCAAGGUUGAAUGCAAAGCUGAUGGAUUCCCCAAGCCACAAGUGACCUGGAAGAAAGCAGUUGGUGACACUCCCGGAGAGUACAAGGAUCUGAAGAAGAGUGACAACAUUCGCGUCGAGGAGGGAACUCUGCACAUUGACAACAUUCAAAAGACCAACGAAGGCUACUAUCUGUGUGAGGCUAUCAAUGGCAUUGGCUCUGGACUCUCGGCUGUGAUCAUGGUCAGCGUACAAGCCCCUCCAGAAUUCACUGAGAAACUGCGCAAUCAGACCGCUCGUCGUGGUGAACCCGCUGUGCUGCAGUGCGAGGCGAAGGGCGAGAAACCCAUUGGCAUCUUGUGGAACAUGAACAACAUGCGUCUGGACCCCAAGAACGACAAUCGUUACACAAUUCGCGAGGAAAUUCUCUCAGCCGGAGUCAUGUCCAGUCUUUCUAUUAAACGUACCGAACGCUCUGACUCUGCUCUGUUCACCUGUGUGGCCACCAAUGCCUUUGGCUCCGACGAUGCCAGCAUUAACAUGAUUGUCCAAGAAGUACCCGAGAUGCCAUACGCCCUGAAGGUGCUCGACAAAUCCGGACGCUCGGUGCAACUGAGCUGGGCUCAACCCUACGAUGGAAACUCUCCCCUCAAUCGCUACAUCAUUGAGUUCAAGCGCUCCCGUGCCUCCUGGGAUGAGAUCGAUCGCGUUAUGGUACCCGGACACACCACUGAAGCCCAAGUACAGAAACUGAGCCCCGCUACUACCUACAACAUUCGCAUUGUCGCCGAGAAUGAAAUUGGUUCGUCGCAAUCAUCAGAAGCUGUCACAAUUAUCACUGCUGAAGAGGCGCCUUCUGGUAAGCCACAGAACAUCAAAGUCGAUCCCGUGAAUCAGACCACACUGCGCGUCACCUGGAAGCCACCAGCACGCUCCGAUUGGAACGGAGAAAUCCUGGGCUACUAUGUGGGCUACAAGCUAUCGAACACCAACUCGUCGUACAUCUUUGAAACAAUCAACUUUAUCACCGAAGAGGGCAAAGAACACAAUCUGGAACUGAACAAUCUGCGCGUCUACACACAAUACUCGGUGGUCAUUCAGGCCUUCAACAAAAUCGGUGCCGGUCCAUUGAGCGAUGAGGAGAAACAGUUCACAGCCGAAGGCACACCCAGCCAGCCACCUAGCGACACUGCCUGCACCACACUGACCUCACAAACUAUUCGCGUUAGCUGGGUUAGUCCACCACUUGAGUCCGCCAACGGUGUGAUCAAGACCUACAAGGUUGUCUAUGCUCCCAGCGAUGAGUGGUAUGAUGAGACCAAACGCCACUACAAGAAGACUGCCUCCUCCGACACUGUGCUCCAUGGCCUGAAGAAAUACACUAACUACACCAUGCAAGUUCUAGCCACCACUGCUGGCGGCGAUGGCGUUCGCAGCGUGCCAAUUCACUGCCAGACCGAACCCGAUGUUCCUGAAGCACCCACCGAUGUUAAGGCUCUGGUUAUGGGUAAUGCGGCCAUUCUGGUCUCUUGGCGUCCACCAGCACAGCCCAACGGCAUCAUCACUCAGUACACUGUCUACUCCAAGGCCGAAGGCGCUGAGACUGAAACGAAAACCCAAAAAGUGCCACACUAUCAAAUGAGCUUCGAAGCCACCGAACUUGAGAAGAACAAACCCUAUGAAUUCUGGGUCACUGCCAGCACCACCAUCGGAGAGGGUCAGCAAUCGAAGAGCAUUGUAGCCAUGCCUAGCGACCAGGUGCCCGCCAAGAUUGCCUCCUUCGACGACACUUUCACUGCCACCUUUAAGGAAGAUGCCAAGAUGCCUUGCUUAGCCGUUGGAGCUCCUCAGCCAGAGAUUACCUGGAAGAUCAAGGGCGUCGAAUUCAGUGCCAAUGAUCGCAUGCGUCUGCUGCCCGAUGGAUCCCUUUUGAUUAAGUCUGUCAAUCGUCAGGAUGCUGGCGACUAUUCUUGCCAUGCCGAGAACUCUAUUGCUAAGGACUCGAUUACCCACAAACUCAUUGUGCUGGCUCCUCCUCAAUCUCCUCAUGUCACACUCUCAGCCACUACCACCGAUGCUCUGACUGUCCGCUUGAAGCCCCAUGAGGGAGACACUGCACCACUCCACGGUUAUACUCUGCACUACAAGCCAGAAUUCGGAGAAUGGGAAACUGCUGAGGUGUCCGUUGACUCACAGAAGCACAACAUUGAGAAUUUGCUAUGCGGCUCCCGUUACCAGGUUUAUGCCACAGGAUUCAACAACAUUGGCGCUGGUGAAGCCUCCGACAUUUUGAACACACGCACCAAGGGCCAGAAACCCAAACUGCCAGAGAAGCCACGUUUCAUUGAGGUCUCAUCGAAUUCGGUCUCGUUGCACUUCAAGGCCUGGAAAGAUGGCGGCUGCCCCAUGUCUCACUUCGUUGUCGAGAGCAAGAAACGCGAUCAACUGGAAUGGAAUCAAAUCUCGAACAAUGUGAAGCCCGAUAAUAACUACGUAGUCCUCGAUCUGGAACCCGCCACCUGGUACAAUCUGCGCAUCACUGCCCACAAUUCCGCUGGAUUCACAGUUGCUGAAUAUGACUUUGCCACACUCACCGUGACCGGAGGCACUAUCGCACCCCUCGACGAUGGCAUGGGCCAUGGCAAUGUCCAUGCUCGUAUUCCCAUGCCCGCCUGGAUGCCCGAGUGGCUGGAUCUGAACUUUAUGGUGCCAUUGAUUGCCACCGUUGUCGUGGUCGCGGUUGGUAUCUGUGUUGUGUGCGUGGCUCUCUCCCGAAGACGUUCCGACGAUAUGCGAGGCGGCCAGAAGGAUGUCUAUUACGAUGUAGUUUACAAUCAGACAAUGGGACCUGGUGCCACCUUGGACAAACGUCGCCCCGAUCUCCGUGACGAGCUUGGCUACAUUGCACCCCCCAACAGGAAGCUGCCCCCCGUGCCCGGAUCUAACUACAACACCUGCGAUCGGAUUAAGCGAGGCCGCGGUGGUUUGCGCUCAAACCACUCCACCUGGGAUCCGCGCCGCAAUCCAAAUCUGUACGAGGAACUCAAGGCACCUCCAGUUCCCAUGCACGGCAAUGCCAAUAUCUACGGUCAUGGUGGUCAUGCCCAUGGCAAUGUCGAGUGCCACUACAGACAUCCAGGCAUGGAAGAUGAAAUCUGCCCCUAUGCUACGUUCCAUCUGCUCGGCUUCCGUGAGGAAAUGGAUCCCACCAAGGCCAUGAAUUUCCAGACCUUCCCCCAUCAGAACGGACACACUCCCGUACCCGGACACGCUGGAACCAUGCUGCCCCCUGGACACCCUGGACAUGUGCACUCUCGCUCUGGCUCACAGUCGAUGCCACGUGCCAAUCGCUAUCAGCGCAAGAACAGCCAGGGCGGACAGUCUUCGAUCUAUACCCCAGCACCCGAGUACGAUGAUCCCGCUAACUGUGCCGAGGAGGAUCAAUACCGUCGCUACACCCGCGUCAACUCUCAGGGCGGCAGCCUUUACUCUGGACCUGGACCCGAAUACGAUGAUCCCGCUAACUGUGCUCCUGAGGAAGAUCAGUAUGGCUCUCAAUACGGUGGACCCUAUGGACAACCCUACGAUCAUUAUGGCUCCCGUGGCUCUAUGGGACGUCGUAGCAUUGGCUCUGCACGCAAUCCAGGCAAUGGUUCACCUGAGCCUCCACCACCACCACCACGCAACCACGACAUGAGCAACUCCUCAUUCAACGACUCUAAGGAGAGCAACGAGAUCUCAGAGGCCGAAUGCGAUCGCGAUCACGGACCACGCGGCAACUAUGGCGAAGACUCCAAUGAGGCUGUGAAAAGAUCACCCCAACCGAAAGAUCAACGCACCACCGAAGAGAUGCGUAAAUUGAUUGAGAGAAACGAAGCCGGCCCAAAACAACUCCAACUCCAACAAACAAAUGGCGCAGGAUUCACAGCCUACGAUACUAUGGCAGUGUAAUUUGUAAGCAGCAACUUACGAAAGUGGGCGUGGCAGUUUAGCUUAGUGUUUUUUGGAGUCAAUGAAGUGCGUGGGAGUUGAAUGAACACAUGAGCACACAUACACUAAACACACACACACACUCACGCGUAUACCGACAGACAGACAGACACAAAAAGGGCAGAGUCAGUCAUCAGAUUUUGAAAGUAUAUAAAAUAUCGAAAAGAAAACAUCACAGAAGUAAGCAACGCAUUUAAGCGCAAAUAUAUAUACACACAAUUAUUAAACUAUUUCAAGUAUUUACAAGAGUAAUUACACACACAAACAAACACACACACGCAUUUGUGUGUGGCAUUUGAAAGAACAAAACUUGAACGUGGAACAUUAUAAUUGCUAAUUAAUAUUUGAUAUUUGAUAAUUGAUAAUUGCAUAAUUGAAAGUCAUUUUUAAUAUUGCAUUUUAGUUCGUAAGCCAAGCAGAACAACCAAAAUAUAUCAAGCGAAUAAAUAAGGUAAUCUCUCGUCUAGUAUUCGUAAGAAAAUACAUCCGAAGAAUUCGCUUUCGAUUUGCCCAGACACAUAUUUGUUUUUUGCCAUCUAUGCCAAAAGCAUGAAACUCUUUGCCUAGCCUAAGUCAAAGUCAUAAUCUUAAUUGAUAGUUAAACGUAUUUUGUUUUAUUUUGUAUGGUCUGCAAAUCCUAUAACUUAUAUACUACUUAUUUGUAUCGACAGAACGAAGGCGAAAGUUGUAUUUGAAACUUAUUUCGCUUCUUGUUGACUUGCGUUGACUUGUGAUCAUAAUUUUUAGCAUUGUGUGUGUCGAUUAUUUAUAAUUUAUACUUAUUUUUUAAUUUUAUACUGCGCUUCCAAAAAAACGAAAACCGCUAAAAUGAACUUGUUCAAUGCACAAAUAGCAAAUAAUAAACGUUUAGUCUCACACUCACACUGUCUAAAUUGUAUUAUACAAAUGUUCCCCAAUAAAAAAAGAAAAGCGCGCACUUUAUGAUUUGUCAUAGAGAUUUACAUUUGUAUUCAGUUAUACGCAUUUCAAGCUUUAAGAAACUCUGAAAUUGAUAAUGUGCACACCUCAAUUUCUACAUUAUACGUAUUUAUUUAAGUUUUUAUUAUUAUUAUUUUAGUUCUGCAAAUAUAUUUACGAUUUUCUUGAAACAAUUUUUGUUUGCUCUUUUAUUUUCGUAUUUUUAUUGAUUUUUACAGCAAUCGCAUAAAUUGUGAGGCUACUUUCAAAACUCAAAGACUGAACUAUGCAAAUUUUAAAAACGAAUGACAAUGCUUAACAACAAAUAUGUAAUUAAAAAGGAGUUUUACAGUACACAACAUUUGCUCAACAAGUAGAAAUAGCAAAAGCAUUUGAGGUAGCCCGCAAUUUAAAGAGAAGUCAACAAUAGAUAAAUCUUAUUUAAUUCUCAAAAUAAUAAUUUAAUUUAUUAAAACUAUUAGUUAUUACGCCUAGAUUGUUCCGAUUAUGUUUCUGUUUCACCUAACACUUUACAUAUUCUACACUAUAAUCCUACCUAGUUAUAUCGAUUUUAUAUAUGAAUGUAGUGUUGUGACAAAAAUAUUGCUUAUACUCGUACAUAUAUAUUAUGGGAAACUUAUAUAAAUGUACUACAAAUUUUAAUGGUAAACGAAUACAAAUAUUUAAUAGCGUUUAGUCAAAUGGCAUUUAAAUAAUAUACAAUAUACAAAAAACAAAAAAAAAAAAAACGAAAAAAAAACUCUUAAAAAAAUUGAGAAAAAGUCACAAAUUUUCAAGUAAUAAAAAUAGCGCAAAAAAUGUUGCAUUUCGGUAUAACAAAAUUAAAAAUUAACAAUUUUUCGGAAAAUCAAAAUCAAAAACAAAAAACAAAUAUUUAAUCGAAAAUAAAGAUUUAAAAAAACGAAACUUUUGACAUUUUCAAACAAAAUCCAAAGAGGUUUGCAAAAAAAAAGAAAGAAAAGAGAAAUAAUUAAAUUAAGCUAAGUAUUAAUAUUCAAAUAUAAUAUACGAGUACAUCAAGCAUUUUUCAUACUUAUCAUGCAUAUUUGAUCGCUUGCUUUUUGUGUUGCUUCAGAAGAACGUAAAGCAAAGGGGAGAAAACAAAUAUUAUGAAAACGAAAACGAAGUCAAAUAAUCAUUAAGUCUAACAUAAACUAACCUAUUUUGUAAUUAUUUAGCAUUCAACAUGCAUACACAUACUCUACAUACAUACAUAAUAUUAAUAAUUUUCUACUUAACUUUACUUAAAACGCAUAAAUCAAAAUUUAAUUCCCAUUGCAUUAAAAACAUAAGAAAGAAAAAAAAAACAAAGAAAACUAUCAAAUUAAAAAGGUAUAGAAAGUCGCCCAAAUACGAUGACAGCAUUCAACUUCAACGCACAUCAGAUCCAACACUUCUUUGGAAACGAUAACUAAGCAUAUGAAGAAUGAGAAAUUAAAAAAAAAGAUACCAAAAAAGAAUGAAAUUAUUGAAAAUAAGAAAAACAGUUUAAAAUGCAUACUAAUCACUCGCUCCUUCUUAGCCGAAACAAAUAUUACUCAUACUCAUAUUACUCAUACGACACGAUACGAUACGAAAUAUAUAUGAGGCAAGAAGAUAAAUUAAAUACAAAUAUCCAAAACAAGAUUCGUAAAAUUCGUAAUCCUUAAGCGCGGCAUUAUAAACCUAAAUGAAUACUUCAAAUAUGUGUAUUACUAAUUACAAAUUACAAGAAACAUAUAUGUAUUAACUAUAUAUAUUAAUAUUGAAUGUAUUGAAUUGACAAACUACAUUUGCUACAUCACACAAACACACACACACACACACACACAAACAUACCCGAAAACACACAAUCAAAGAUUAUUACCUACACUUGGUAAGUCCAUUUCCCGAGUACCCAAGAUUUAUAUCGUGGAGUACAAUUCCUAAACUAAAGAUUCCUUAAAACACACACAAAACACAAGCAAUUUGUCAGUUUCAGUGUCAUUAAAUACAAGAAAAACAACCACAAAAAACUAAAUAAACGCCAAUCUAUGUUGGAUAAAA
Molecule: messenger RNA, 9768 nt
Organism: Drosophila albomicans
Lineage: Eukaryota; Metazoa; Arthropoda; Insecta; Diptera; Drosophilidae
Gene: Dscam1
Product: cell adhesion molecule Dscam2
Exons: 25
Coding region: 601-6765 (2054 amino acids)
Biological process (GO): dendrite self-avoidance; homophilic cell-cell adhesion; axon guidance
Cellular component (GO): axon; plasma membrane
Molecular function (GO): cell-cell adhesion mediator activity
Source: RefSeq, a predicted model, not a curated record